Fusarium mangiferae is the source of this 720-nucleotide messenger RNA. Its product is annotated as putative NADH-ubiquinone oxidoreductase 19.3 kDa subunit, mitochondrial precursor. Gene Ontology annotation, biological process: aerobic respiration; mitochondrial respiratory chain complex I assembly; electron transport coupled proton transport. Bases 1 to 720 code for a protein of 239 amino acids. NCBI's taxonomy places the organism in Eukaryota, Fungi, Ascomycota, Sordariomycetes, Hypocreales, Nectriaceae. Gene Ontology annotation, molecular function: NADH dehydrogenase (ubiquinone) activity; quinone binding; 4 iron, 4 sulfur cluster binding. The record is from RefSeq and is a predicted model, not a curated record. The transcript has 3 exons.
AUGCUCUCUUCCACGCGGUCCGCGGCUUCAAUGGCCCUUCGAGUCAAGCCUAAAACUGCCAUUGUUCCUUUCCGAACUACCGCUGCCGCCUUUACGACCAACUCCCGCCGCGAUGCGAGCGCCCUCCAGACUCACUCCGCAACUGGUGUAGGAAAGGUUCGCAGAGAGGUUCCGCUACCCAGCGAGGUUGCUCCUAAGGGUGCCUUGCAGUAUGCGCUGACCACACUUGAUGCCGUCACCAACUGGGCUCGUCAGUCCUCCCUUUGGCCCAUGACCUUCGGUCUGGCCUGCUGUGCCGUCGAAAUGAUGCACCUCUCCACCCCCCGAUACGAUCAGGAUCGCCUCGGUAUUAUUUUCCGUGCUUCGCCACGACAAUCCGACGUCAUGAUUGUUGCUGGAACUCUCACAAACAAGAUGGCCCCUGCUCUUCGACAGGUUUACGACCAGAUGCCUGAUCCCCGCUGGGUUAUUUCCAUGGGUUCAUGUGCUAAUGGUGGCGGAUACUACCACUACAGCUACUCUGUCGUCCGAGAUAUGUCCCCCCCCCCCCCUCGUUCAUACAGCCCGGCUAACUCCCUAGAAAGCUGCGAUCGUGUAGUCCCUGUUGACGUUUACGUGCCUGGCUGUCCUCCUACGAGUGAAGCAUUGAUGUACGGAAUCUUCCAACUCCAACGGAAAAUGAGGAACACUCGCAUUACCCGACAUUGGUACAGAAAGUAA